AUGAAUGCCAUAGCAUCAUCUAUCUUAUUAACUUUAAUUAGCACUGCCAAUGGUUUUAUAAAAUUUAAUCAAUCAUUUGAAAUUCAUGGACGGUUUAUGUGCGGUCAACAACCGUUGCAUCGUGCAGCAGUUGAACUAUGGGAAGAUAAUCAAUCGCUGUUGAAAUCAAUAGUGUAUGUUUUAAUGCAGAAAAGAGAACCAAAUGAUGCAUUUCUUGCUCGAACAAAUACAAAUGAAUGUGGCGAGUUUAGAAUAAAUGGAACUCGUAAAUCUGCAAGUAAGAUGCAACCGUAUAUUUAUGUUUAUCAUCGAUGUGAUGCUGAUGAAUUACCUAUAAGUAAAUCUCGAUCAAAGUUCAAAUUGUGGCGCACAUUUGUAAUAAAAGUGCCAGAAAAAUAUGUAAGUGCCGGGAAUCGAGCUUCGCGAACAUUCGAUUUAGGAGUAUACAAUUUGCAAUUUCAGUUUGCAUUGCCACUAUCACUUUUACGCACAGCGCAGAAUCAUCCGAUGUUAGUUGAAUUGAAAAAUGGUGAAACCUACAAUGGACAUUUAGUUUCAUGUGAUGCUUGGAUGAAUAUCCAUUUAAGAGAUGCUAUUUGUACAUCACGUGAUGGUGAUCGCUUCCUAAAAAUGCAAGAAGUAUAUGUACGAGGUUCAACGAUUAAAUAUUUGCGGAUUCCAGACGAUGUGGUAGAAUUGGUGAAAGAAGAGGUUAAGGAGGUACGUAGACAGCAGAAAGACCAACAACGUGCAAAACGUAAUUUACAAGGAGCUCGUGGUGGUGGGCAGCAAGGUCGAGGGGGAGCUUCUGGUCGUGGUGCUGGACGUGGUAGUAGUCAUCAUGGAUGGAAUCGAGAUAAAUCAGCUGUACAAUGA
Molecule: messenger RNA, 876 nt
Organism: Acanthocheilonema viteae
Lineage: Eukaryota; Metazoa; Nematoda; Chromadorea; Rhabditida; Onchocercidae
Source: the annotation of a GenBank genome assembly